AGCUGCCUGCCAUCUCUAAGCCCAGCUCUGAGUGGUGGGGCUCCACCUCUGCACCCUGCAUGGAAGCCAGGAGCGGGGCUCCCAGAAGGCAGCUGUGCCCAGCUGGGGUGAUGCUGCUGGCCUUGGCCUCUCUGCUGAGCUGCUGGCUGCCGUCCGGCCAAGCCAAGGUCUACAGUCGCUGCGAGCUGUUCAGAGUGCUUCAGGAUUUCGGCCUGGAGGGAUACCGGGGUUACAGCUUGGCUGACUGGCUCUGUCUUGCUUAUUUCACAAGUGGCUUCGACUCAGCUGCUGUGGACCAUGAAGCUGAUGGGAGCACCAACAAUGGCAUCUUCCAGAUCAACAGCCGGAAGUGGUGCAAAACUCUCCAGGAAAACACCGCCAACCAGUGCGGGACAUACUGCACUGACUUACUGAAUCCUAACCUCAAGAGUGCUGUUCUCUGUGCCAUGAAGAUAAGUCAACAGCCCCAGGGUCUGCGCAGCUGGGACGCCUGGAAGCGUCACUGCAUGGGAAAGGACCUCAGCGACUGGGUGGAUGGCUGUGACGUGUAG
Messenger RNA from Molossus molossus (Pallas's mastiff bat), 551 nucleotides. It is a transcript of the gene SPACA3, whose product is annotated as sperm acrosome associated 3. NCBI's taxonomy places the organism in Eukaryota, Metazoa, Chordata, Mammalia, Chiroptera, Molossidae. The coding region runs from base 60 to 551 and encodes 163 amino acids. The transcript is spliced from 4 exons. Gene Ontology annotation, cellular component: acrosomal vesicle; sperm flagellum. Gene Ontology annotation, molecular function: lysozyme activity. Gene Ontology annotation, biological process: fusion of sperm to egg plasma membrane involved in single fertilization. The record is from RefSeq and is a predicted model, not a curated record.